This is a messenger RNA of Closterium sp. Yama58-4, 2118 nucleotides long. Lineage: Eukaryota; Viridiplantae; Streptophyta; Zygnematophyceae; Desmidiales; Closteriaceae. The record is from the annotation of a GenBank genome assembly.
AUGAUCAUCGAGGAGCUGCCGAGUGGCCCGCAGGCGGCGGCGGAACUUGCGGCGAAAGGCGACGCGCAGUUUGUGGACGAGGACUACGACGCGGCCGUGGAUCUUUACACCCAGGCGAUCAGCGCGAAUGGCGCGACCGAGAAUUUACUCUGCAAACGCGCGGCCGCGCACAUUAAGCUCGAGAAUUACACAGAUGCGGUGGCCGAUGCGAAUGCGGCGAUCAAGCUGAACCCGUCGUACGCGCUCGCCUACCUGCGUAAAGGAGUCGCCUGUCACCAUCUAGAGGAGUAUGAAACAGCACUGGCAGCGUUUAAGGCGGGAGCCAAGCUGGAGCCCAAUAACGCCAAGUUUAAAAACGGCAUUCGCAAGGCAGAGGCGGAGCUGCAGAGCCAAGAGGAAGAUAUGGCAGUUGACGCCCCUACCUCCUCUGGUGCUCCAUCCACAUCAGAAGCUCCUGCCAGCGCCCCCACUGCUUUUGCUGCGCCUUCUCCCUCUGCUCCUGUCUCUGCACCUGCACCAGCACCGACGGCGCCAGCACCAGCGCCCCCUAAGUAUAGGCACGAGUUCUAUCAGUCGGCCACAACUGUGGUGGUGACUGUGUUCGCUAAAGGCAUUUCAUCGGAGCAGCUGAAAGUGCAGAUCGGAGAGCAAGUGCUGAGUGUGGUGAUCGAAUCGACCAAUGACGAGCCGCCAUAUGUCCUGCAGCUGCGGCUUUUUGGAAAGGUGGACCCGGCAAAGAGCAAGCACGUGCUGAUGAGCACCAAGGUGGAGGUGCGCCUGGCCAAGGCGGAGGCUAUUCACUGGACCGCCUUGGAGGCCACCAGACGACCGGCUGUGGUGCAGCCUGUGAACGUGUCCGAUGAAACCGCGGAGAAGCUGAAGCACAUGUACCCUUCGUCCCGCAAGCAGCAUGUGAACUGGGACCAGCUGGAGGCGGAAGUCAAGGCAGAGGAGAAGGAUGAGAAGCUGGAGGGAGAUGCAGCUCUGAACAAGCUGUUUCAAGACAUCUAUGCAGGAGCAGACGAGGAGACACGCCGUGCCAUGAACAAGUCGUUUGUGGAAUCUAAAGGCACGGUGCUAUCGACAAACUGGAAGGAGGUUGGUGCUGGGAAGAGCCACAACAUUCAGAAGCUGUUUGCAGUUCAAGGCGAGGAGAGGAGGAGGUCUGGGCAUGCGACCGUCGUAUCCGCCGCUGAGCCGUACCUAGUGACCAAAGCCAAGCAGCUUCGCGGCAUCGCGGACACCGCGCAAGCAGAUCUCGACGCCGCUAAUGCGCUUCUCCAGCAGCGGCUUGCGGAAGAAGCGCCUCUCGUGCAAAAGGUGGCGGCUGCGGAUGCGGAUGUCGCCGCCGCAACGACUGAGCUGAACAACAAGCGCGCCGAGCUCGAAGCGGCGAAAGUGGAGCAGGAAACGGCGCGUCAGGCGCUGAUUCAGGCGAAGCAGGUUUCGCGCGAUGAGCGCUCGUACUAUGACGACCUUGAGUCGCAGGCCGAAGAAGCCAUUUUUGAAGAGAGCGAAGCCGCAAAAGACGUUCUCGACGCCAUUUCCCGCCAAAACACCACCGCCGUCGUGCUCGCAGAGCAGCAGAAAAUAUCCACGGAGGCUUACAACGACGCUGUCGCCGCGGCUCGGUCAGCGGCGCGGCUCCAAACCCCUGAGGCGAAGGCGUUUCAGACGGAAAUGUACAACGUGAAACUCCAGGCGGAUCGUAUCCUCGGAGCCGUCAAGAAACAGGCGGACCGCGCCGUCGUGCGCGUAUCAGAGCGGCAGACGGAAAGCGAGAAGGUCAAGAAGGACAAGUCCGAUACUCGCGGCGCUGCGGACGAGCAGAAGAAGGUGAAGGAAAAGGCGGAGAAGGACGAAGCCGAUUCGAACGUGUUUUUUACCAAAGCGAUCGGAAAGACCAAGAACUUGGAUACCGCGGUGAAAGCGGCGGGGCAGAAUUACAACGCGAAGGUGAAGGCGCAGCGGGACGCGAAGCUGGCGCUGGCGCCCAAGGUCAAUGCGCGCGCGGCGCAGGAGCGCGUCGUGGCGGUGAAGAAGUCGCGCGCGGACGCAGCCAAGGGGAACGCGGAUAACGCGGAGAAGGAAGCGAAGGGGAAAGGUCUCAAUUGGUAG